AUGUCUACAGAAACUAAACAAGAACUUCUUCCUACUCCUCCUGCAACAGCUUCUCAAAAUUUAUUAAAUGAUAAAUGGGAUGUUGUUUUAUCUAAUGCUUUAAUAAAAACCGGUUUAGGUUUUGGAGGUGGUGUUUUAGCAUCAAUUUUAUUUUUUAAAAGAAGAGCUUUCCCUGUAUGGUUAGGUGUUGGCUUUGGUUUAGGUAGAGGUUAUUCUGAAGGUGAUGCCAUUUUUAGAUCAAACCAUGGUUUAAGAACUGUUAAAGUUUAA
This is a messenger RNA of Candida tropicalis MYA-3404, 270 nucleotides long. RefSeq lists its product as uncharacterized. Lineage: Eukaryota; Fungi; Ascomycota; Pichiomycetes; Serinales; Debaryomycetaceae. Gene Ontology annotation, cellular component: MICOS complex; mitochondrion; mitochondrial inner membrane. The record is from RefSeq and is a predicted model, not a curated record. The transcript has a single exon. Bases 1 to 270 code for a protein of 89 amino acids.